Molecule: messenger RNA, 2533 nt
Organism: Odontomachus brunneus
Lineage: Eukaryota; Metazoa; Arthropoda; Insecta; Hymenoptera; Formicidae
Product: cytochrome P450 6k1-like
Exons: 7
Coding region: 469-2016 (515 amino acids)
Molecular function (GO): oxidoreductase activity, acting on paired donors, with incorporation or reduction of molecular oxygen; monooxygenase activity; heme binding
Source: RefSeq, a predicted model, not a curated record
GUAUUUAAUUUAGAACGCAUAGCUCGUUCAUCAGUGUCGUGUUAAUGCUAUUAUCAAUAGUCAAGGGUUUUUUGCGACGGUGAUAGUGAAUUGCUAAAUAUAAAACUUGAUCAAGUUCUACAAGAUUGAGAAAAACACGCCCUAUUAUAUAUAUUUCUUUCUUAGUGAUUAAUUUCAGUUGGAUAUUAAUCUAAACUCUUAAUUUCCGAGAAACGAAUUUUAUAAGUUUUGGAAUGAUGUGCGCAUUUGUCACAAAGUAAAACAACUAGGUGUACUUUUGGCAAUUUCAACGACUUUAAAUAAAUUUCCAACGACUUUAAAUAAAUCCUACGUAAACGAGAUCUAUAUUAGAAAAUGUUAGAGUUGACAACAUGAGUAUAUAAUAGCAUAUGUGAAUUUUGCACGAAGCGCUUCCAACUUGUUUUCAACGCGUUCCUUGUUAUAAAGGAGAGACAGAUAAUCAUCAAAAUGGCGAUGAUAACGAGUUAUUGGACUUUGGAUAGUCUAAUGAUUCUAAUAACACUCGUGCUGGCCGCAUAUCUUUAUAUGACUCGCAAAUUCAACUACUGGAAAAAACGAGGCGUUUUCGAGAUAAAACCGUUGCCAUUUUUCGGCAAUCUCAUGAACACUAUGCUUUUUAAAGAAUCUUCUGGAUUAGUUUUGAAGAACUUGUACAACAAAUCAAAGGGGCAACGUUAUAUAGGUUUUUAUGUGCUUGACAAGCCUUGCUUGUUGAUACGCGACCCAGAAAUAAUCAAGAACAUACUAGUAAAGGAUUUUAAUAACUUCUGUGAUCGAGUAAGCUAUACUCAUUCAAAUGAUCUCAUGGGUCGCAGUAGUCUCCUACUCUUGAAAAAUCCAACAUGGAAACUUUUAAGAAGCAAGCUAACACCAAUGUUCACAUCCGGCAAACUCAAGAAAAUGUUCGAUUUGUUGAUGAAAUGCACUGUUAAUCUAGACACAUAUCUCGACACAUUGGGACUAGAUGAAAAGGAAAUAGCGAUGGAUGUGAAGGAUAUAUUUGGAAAUUUAACCACGGACAUGAUCGGUAGCACUGCUUAUGGACUCAAUAUUGAUUCAGUGAACAAUCCAGAAUGCGAUUUUCGUAAGAAGGGGAGGGCGAUAUUCGAAUUUGACAUCUUGCGCGGUUUGGAGUUGUUUGCAAUUUUCUUCUAUCCGGAUAUAUCCCGUUUGUUCCAUGUAAAUUUUUUUGGUAGACAAAAUAUUCACUUUUUACGCAAUGUUUUCUGGAACGCAAUCAAUGGUCGCAUAGAGUCUGGUGAAAAACGAAACGACCUCAUCGAUAUUCUGAUUGACUUUAGGAAAGAAUAUGUCAAUCAAGAUUUGGGAGAGUUCCAAGUUAACGGAGAUAGCUUAGUGGCGCAAGCGGCUAUAUUCUUUACUGGCGGUUUUGAGACCAGUUCAUCCACAACCUCUUUCUUAUUAUACGAAAUCGCGGUGCAACCAGAAAUCCAAAACAGACUUAGGGAAGAAAUUCUCGAUGCGUUCAUAGCAAACGAUGGAAAAAUCACAUACGAAAUGAUUCUGUCAUUACCGUAUCUUGAUAUGGUGUUUUCUGAAACCUUAAGGAAGUACCCAAUAUUGACCACUCUAGAUCGCGAAACGCUGGACACUUACAAAGUGGCGGACUCCAAUCUGGUUAUCGAAAAGAAUAUGCCGGUUUUUAUUUCAUUACUUGGCUUGCACUUUGAUCCGGAAUAUUUUCCCAAUCCUGAGAAAUAUGAUCCAGAACGAUUCAAUAAAGAGAAUAUCCAUAAAAUACCGCCUUACGUAUAUAUGCCAUUUGGAGAAGGUUCUCGCAAAUGCAUAGGUGCUCGUCUGGCUAUUUUGCAGACAAAACUAGCGCUAGUCAAAUUCCUGAGGCAAUACGAGGUAACACCGUGUGAAAAGACUCUAAUACCGAUGGUUAUCGAUCCGAAAGGUGCUUCCGUGACGUCGCCAUUGGGCGGCAAAAUAUGGCUCAACGUACGAAAGAUUAAAACAAGUUUUAAUUAAAAUCUGACAACAUUUAUUUUACAUCAGUAUACGAUCAUUGAAUGUAUCAAAUUCAUUUGAUAUGUUAAACAAUAAGAUAUUCCGCUGAUAACAUUCCAAUGAUAAUAUUCCGAUGAUAACAUUCAAAAGGAAUAUGAUAUAAGGAAUGCAUAAUAGAUCAUUACUUCUUGAAUAACAAUAACAAUAGUGAAUAGUUUUUAAAAAUUAGUAAUACUAACAGUGUUUUUUCUAUAAGUAAAACUAAAGCAACGAAUAACAAUGUUAGAUAUAAAAUGUAUGUAACUUGUAUGAUGUAACUUUUCUCAUAUAUCUUGUAUAAUAUAAUAUAAUUAUUGUACUAUACAUACAUACACAUACACACAUACAAUAUACUGUCGUGCCCCGUGUUGCCGGGAUGUGAAAGAGUUCGGAAUCAGCGAUGCGGGCGCGGCAGGGUGUGUGGCGGUGGGUAGGAAUGUAGUCAAAUGUGUAGCCACUACUUGUAAUUAAUAUAUAAAAAGCUUUAUUUAUAACCGUA